CUCUCUCCUGUCGUCUGACUCGGGCCGGCGCGGCGCGCGAGCAGCAUGAGCGCGCGCCCGGACCGGUGACCGCCGUGGCGAUGGACUGCGGCUUCGUCGCGGGCGGGAGGCCGAAGAGUCCGCCGGGCCGCCGGCGGCUUCUAGUCUUCCUGCCGUCAGGCCGCUGCGGAAGUCCGGGCGGCCGCGGCGUCUCGGCGCGCCACUGCCUGUCAGCGCUGUCUGUGGGUCUGGGGGCGCUGCGGUUUCGUGGCCCGGCGGCCCGCGGCGGCGCGUCACGUGCCUCCCCGCUGCUCCUCCUCCUGCUCGUGCCCUCCCCGCGCCUGGCCGCCGUCGCCCCGCGUCGGCCCCUCGGGGACCGGGAGAGCUCGCGCCCGAGGCCCUCGGUCCCCGCGGCCAGCCGCGGCGGCGCGGGGAGGUACCUGCCGGGCCUCGCCCCGGGCAUCGCCUGGGCCGCCGGCGCCCUCCACCUGUGCCGCGGCCGCGUGGCCGCCCUCACUUCGUCCAGGAGAGAGCUGAGCCUCUCUGCUGGGAGCCUGCAGUUGCAGCACAGCAGAGAUCUGGACCACAAAAGGAGAGAUUUCACCUCUUGCGGGAACAAGAAGCUCUACUUUGACACCCAUGCCUUAGUGUGUUUACUGGAAGAAAAUGGGUUCUCCACCCAGCAAGCAGAAAUCACUGUCUCUGCAUUGGUCAAGAUCACGGACGCCAACAUGGAUAUUGUCUACAAGGAUAUGGUCACCAAGAUGCAGCAGGAGAUCACUGUUCAGCAAAUAAUGUCUCAGAUUGCCAGCGUGAAAAAAGAUAUGAUUAUUUUGGAGAAGAGUGAAUUUUCAGCCCUCAGAGCAGAAAAUGAGAAGAUAAACGUGGAACUACAUCGGUUAAAACAACAAAUAAUGGAUGAAGUGGUCAAAGUCCAAACAGAUACCAAGUUAGACUUCAAUCUAGAAAAGAGCAGAGUGAAGGAAUUGUACUCGUUGAAUGAAAGGAAGCUGCUGGAAAUGAGGACAGAAAUGGUGGCAUUGCAUGCCCAGCAAGAUCGCGCUGUCACCCAGACAGACAGGAAGAUAGACACUGAGGUCGCUGGCCUCAAAACCAUGCUGGAGUCACACAAGCUCGAUAACAUUAAAUAUUUAGCAGUUGCCUUUGUACCACUGAGUGGUGGUGGACAAAACACGGAAGACCCCACUCAGCCGGACCAGUGAACUUGGUCUAACCUGUGGGACAUACCAACACACAAAGCUUCUGAACUCCGGAUGAGCCUGAAAAUCAAGUUCUUUGGCAUUAGUGGUAUCAGUUUCAAAGUGAAUAAUGAUUUGUCUUCAACUUGAUCCAGAAUUAUCGGGGCACCUGGGUGGCUCAGUUGGUUAAGCCUCUGCCUUCAGCUCAGGUCAUG
Messenger RNA from Neomonachus schauinslandi (Hawaiian monk seal), 1393 nucleotides. RefSeq names its product mitochondrial calcium uniporter regulator 1 (gene MCUR1). Bases 81 to 1202 code for a protein of 373 amino acids. Gene Ontology annotation, biological process: positive regulation of mitochondrial calcium ion concentration; calcium import into the mitochondrion. The record is from RefSeq and is a predicted model, not a curated record. The transcript has 10 exons. Gene Ontology annotation, cellular component: mitochondrial inner membrane; mitochondrion. Lineage: Eukaryota; Metazoa; Chordata; Mammalia; Carnivora; Phocidae.